This is a messenger RNA of Nestor notabilis (Kea), 729 nucleotides long. It is a transcript of the gene PCCA, whose product is annotated as propionyl CoA carboxylase, alpha polypeptide. Gene Ontology annotation, cellular component: mitochondrion. The record is from RefSeq and is a predicted model, not a curated record. Gene Ontology annotation, molecular function: propionyl-CoA carboxylase activity. The coding region runs from base 1 to 480 and encodes 159 amino acids. Lineage: Eukaryota; Metazoa; Chordata; Aves; Psittaciformes; Psittacidae. The transcript has 4 exons.
AUGCUAGCCGGCUGCUCCAGCGGCUCCAGCUGCGUCAGAUGCGGCGGCAGCGGCGGCAAGGGAGGGGGAGCUUCUCCGCCCUUCCCGGUCCCCUCGCCGGGCUCGGCUGCCCCAUCCCAGCUCCGAGAGAAGGACAUCCCCGCGCCUUCAGCCCGCGCGGUUUCUAUUCCGCCACUUCAGCCCCAGUCUGAAUACAAAUUACAAAUACUGACAAAGGUUGCUGCAGAGCUGAGCAAGUACAUGCCAGAGAAAGCAGCAGAGGACACCUCCAGCAUUCUGAGAUCUCCCAUGCCUGGAGCAGUGGUGGCAGUUUCUGUCAAGCCUGGGGACACGGUUGCAGAAGGUCAAGAGAUUUGUGUAAUUGAAGCAAUGAAAAUGCAGAACAGUAUGACCGCUGUUAAAACAGGCAAGGUGAAAGCUGUGCACUGCAAAGCUGGUGAUACCGUUGGAGAAGGAGAUCUGCUGGUGGAACUGGAAUGAUGUGUCGCCUCCACAGUGUUGAAUUAGCUAAGCCUUUAUUAUUUUCAUCCACAAAGUAAGAUUAAGGUAAUUCAACACAGAAAAUGGACAGUCCUAUGCACAAGGUUUUAUACAGACAUAUUUAUUGAAUCAGUAGUUGAGACAGCAAACACAGAUGUUAAACCUUGGCAACAGAUCCCAGAUUUUUACUUCCAGAAAUACUUGUACAUAACCUUUGUAAUUCUUUGAUUUUUCAGGAUCAAAUAAAAU